Molecule: messenger RNA, 322 nt
Organism: Erinaceus europaeus (western European hedgehog)
Lineage: Eukaryota; Metazoa; Chordata; Mammalia; Eulipotyphla; Erinaceidae
Product: small nuclear ribonucleoprotein G-like
Exons: 1
Coding region: 1-234 (77 amino acids)
Biological process (GO): spliceosomal snRNP assembly; mRNA splicing, via spliceosome
Cellular component (GO): U2-type prespliceosome; P granule; U4 snRNP
Molecular function (GO): RNA binding
Source: RefSeq, a predicted model, not a curated record
AUGAGCAAGGAUCAUCCUCCCGAAGUGAAAAAAUUUAUGGACAGGAAGUUGUUGAAAUUAAAUGGCAAUAGACAUGUCCAGGGAAUACUGCAGGGAUUUGACCCGUUUGUGAAUCUUGUGAUAGAUGACUGUGUGGAGAUGGCAACGAGUGGGCAACAGAACAAGAGUGGAAUUUUGGUGAUAUGUGGAAAUAGCGUCAUCAUGUUAGAAGUAUUGGAACGGGGCGGAGGGUAGAUAGCAUAAUGGCUAUGCAAACAGACUCUCAUGCCUGAGGCUCCAAAGUCCCAGGUUCAAUCCCCCACACCACCAUAAGCCAGAACUG